Molecule: messenger RNA, 2779 nt
Organism: Austrofundulus limnaeus
Lineage: Eukaryota; Metazoa; Chordata; Actinopteri; Cyprinodontiformes; Rivulidae
Gene: sntg1
Product: syntrophin, gamma 1
Exons: 19
Coding region: 393-1970 (525 amino acids)
Cellular component (GO): dystrophin-associated glycoprotein complex; intracellular anatomical structure
Molecular function (GO): structural molecule activity; protein binding
Source: RefSeq, a predicted model, not a curated record
AGAUGAAGGACAGGAGUGAUAAAAAAAGAAAAUGGGGAGAUCUUUAUGAGAAAUCACCACCUGUUAGCCUACAAGAAAAUCAGCCCUCAAGUACGCCUCAUAACAGAAUGAUACCUUAGCAUCAUCCUGCUUCGGGAGAGAAUCCUCAGCAAACUGUAGCCUCGAUUUGCUCCCGAGCAUUAGCUCCGCUGGGAAUAACACCGCUUACACAUACAGCCAGCCAGGACAAGUGACAGCGCUGCACUCCCGCCACCUAAAUCUGACAGCCAUGAUCCACAGAGGCCCCCCGCUACGGCUCAGAUCAGGGAUCAGCUCGCUGCUCGAUGGCUAGACCUCUGCACUCGAAGAGCUGGGGGCCUUUCUGCUGAGAUUCUCUCACUGCGUUGUAGCACAUGGAUUUCAAGACUUCGAAUGAAGAGACAAAGACUGGGAUUUAUUUGAUGCAAGAAGGUAAUGAGGAGCCGUUUAAUAUUCGACUACACUUGGUGAAAGACAUUCUGACCAUUCAGGAACAAGACGUCAUCUGCGUGUCGGGAGAACCUUUCUAUUCCAGCGAGAGGACCGUAACAAUCAGAAGGCAGACCAUUGGAGGGUUUGGUUUGAGCAUUAAGGGCGGAGCAGAGCACAAAAUCCCUGUUGUGAUAUCAAAAAUAUCAAAGGAACAAAAAGCUGAACUCUCUGGGUUGCUUUUCAUUGGAGACGGCAUCCUUCAGAUAAAUGGAAUAAACGUCAGGAGCUAUCGCCACGAGGAAGUGGUCCAGGUUCUAAGGAACGCGGGAGAAGAAGUGACUCUCACAGUGUCGUUCUUAAAGAAGACCCCAGCCUUUUUGAAGCUGCCGCUGUGCGAGGACUGCACAUGUAUCCCCAGCGAUCAGAGCAGCGGGACUUCGUCUCCUCUCUGUGACAGCGGCCUGCACCUAAACUACCAUCCCAACAACACGGACACGCUGUCCUGCUCGUCCUGGCCCACGUCUCCGGGGCUUCGCUGGGAGAAGAGAUGGGUGGACCUGCGCCUCAUCCCGCUGCUGCACUCUCGCCUGUCGCAGUACAUACCCGGCUCUGACGUCUGCAGGAAAAAUGCUUUCCAGGUCGUAGCCGUGGAYGGAGUUUGCAGCGGAGUCAUACAGUUUCCCACAGCCGAAGAUUGCUUGGACUGGCUUCAGGCAAUAGCGAGCAACAUUUCCGGUCUUACCAAGCACAAUGUGAAGAAGAUUAACCGGAAUUUUCCAGUAAACCAGCAGAUCAUCUACAUGGGCUGGGUGGACGAGAAGGAGCAGGACUCCGUUCAGGACCGGAUGUACUCGUCCAAGUUCCUCGCACUGAGAGGUUCCUCGCUCUUCAAGUUCACCGCGCCUCCCGUGACAACGUGGGACUGGACCAGAGCAGAGAAAAGCUUUACCGUGUAUGAAAUCAUGUGCAAGAUUUUAAAGGACAGUGAUCUUCUGGAUAAAAGGCGACACUGCUUCAGCGUCCAGACGGAGACCGGGGAAGACAUGUUCUUCAGUGUGGAGCUGGAGGGCGAGCUGCUGAUCUGGGAAAAGGCUUUUCAGAUGGCCACUUUCCUGGAGGUGGAGAGAAUACAGUGUAAAACGUACGCCUGCAUCAUGGAAAGCCACCUCAUGGGGCUCACGGUGGACUUCAGCAUGGGUUUCGUUUGCUUCGACGCUGCUUCAAAGGCAGUGCUGUGGAGAUACAAGUUCUCACAACUGAAAGGAUCGUCCGAUGAUGGGAAAAGCAAGAUUAAAUUUCUAUUCCAAAAUCAAGAAUCCAAAUCUAUUGAGGCAAAAGAGCUGGAGUUCUCGAACCUCUUCGCCGUGCUUCACUGUAUUCAUGCUUUUUUUGCUGCCAAAGUUGCUUGUCUGGACCCAAUGUUUGUGGAGAGCCAAGGCACUGCAACGACCGCCGGGAUACCUUCUCUUUCCAGCCUCUCCUGCAACUCACAGACUCCUAAACUGAAAUACACCACUUGACAGGCGCUGCUUUCUCCGAACUCCCUUUCAAAAGAGACCAAACACUUGUUUGUCAGCACCGAAGAUGGCGGACAGGUCAACGUGGAUCAGGACGCAGGUUGUAUGGCCGACAUGGACCGGUGGAAUAAAAGACCUCUACGGAUUUUAGGAGCACCUUUGGACCUGAAAUUGAACUUUUACUUUGAACAACUUCACACAGAGACACGAUGAACAUAARUUGCGAUAGAUUUUAUUUUAUUACAUUUUUCUUUUGGCACCUCASUCAAGAUAUUGGACAAAGAAAUGCAGAUAUUUUCCCACAUUAGUUUGCUUUUUGUAAUGCAGUUCUSUAAAUCUGGGGUUAGAUGCAUAGAACUUAGUUUUUUUUUUCUUCAGUAAUGUGUGCACACAAAAGCAGAAAUUAUUAUUUGUGCCCUAUUUGUAAAACCGCAGAUUUGUAUGGUUCUUAUAUCUACAGUCUAUAUAUAAAUCUGAAGAAAAAUGCAGGAUUAUUUCACACAACUGCAGUUAUUUGUAAAAGUCAGAGUCAGAUAAAGCGAUGAUAUAAAAAAAUCAUAAUUUAAAGCUAAAUUUGUUGCCUUUUCCUGUUUUGUUUCACCAUAUCAGACUGAGAUUGUUCCUAAAAUGAUUAUACGCAUUUUAAAAUGUGUGUUUAUGCAUCUAGCCCCUGGAGUUAAAGUGAUACCUCAAAAUUGUUUUAAGUGGUGUUUAUGUUGAAAGGCUAUGAAUAACAAAAAUCUUACCUGUUGUAGAUAACUAAUUGAUUGACCUCAUUUUGGAGUAAUAAAGGUUUCUGUCUGGACCUAUGA